ACCUAAAUGAAAAAAAUGACCAAUCGUGCCGCACUCUUUUUUCUUAUUGAACGCAGAAUGGUGAAAUUUGUAAUUCUAUAUAUGUGGACUUCCUAUUUGCUCUUGGCAAAACUUGGCUUUAGUGUGUCUUCUAUUUUCAUUAAAACGAAAAAUAUUUUGUUAUCAGAAAAAGAUGAGAGGGACCUGGUAAUUUUACGGCAUGAUAUAGGAAUUGUUUGGCCUGAUAACAGAAAGGAAGUUAAGGGAAUUAAUUUGGUAGUUUACGGAGAUGCUAGUGAACAUUCUGCCAUGGCAAAAACUGUUGGAUACCCAGCUGCUAUAGCUACUAGAAUGAUUUUAGAUGGAGAAAUACAGCAGCGUGGAGUCAUUUUACCAUUUGCAACAGACAUUUACGAACCGAUUCUCUCUAGAUUACGAGCUGAAGGAAUAAUAAGCACUGAAACAUCAAAGAUAUUAUAAUUUUAAGAAAUGUUUUUUUUGUAAUACGAGUAAGGCUCAGACUGAGUUGUUUAUAACAUAAUGCCAAAAACAAGAAAAUAUACUAUUAUGAAAGUAUG
Messenger RNA from Agrilus planipennis (emerald ash borer), 557 nucleotides. RefSeq names its product alpha-aminoadipic semialdehyde synthase, mitochondrial-like. The record is from RefSeq and is a predicted model, not a curated record. Gene Ontology annotation, molecular function: saccharopine dehydrogenase activity. Gene Ontology annotation, cellular component: cytoplasm. The transcript is spliced from 2 exons. NCBI's taxonomy places the organism in Eukaryota, Metazoa, Arthropoda, Insecta, Coleoptera, Buprestidae. Bases 7 to 459 code for a protein of 150 amino acids.